AUGCGUCAGCUGGCUGCCUUCUCAGCCACGAAGGCGCUUCGCCGUCAGAUCAUCCUCCAUGGCUGUCUCUCGCGCUUGGUAGCCACAACGCCCUUAGCCUUCACCUCGGAGGCACGAUGCCCCCUGUGGCUGCGUCUGGCAACUAGCCAUGGUGCUGGCGUGUCUGUUGCAGCAGCCGUCAUGGAGGCAGUUCAGAGGGAAUUAGCUCGUAGCCAGCCUCCGCACCGUAGCGAGCGGAUGCCAGAAUUCGACACCUCUUUCAACGAGUCCCUUGAUCGCAGCUUUCUCUUCACUCCCUAUCCAGCCUACGGACGCUGGUACCUGACUCUGUAUGCCGAGUGUUAUUCCGAGCCCUCGGCAGCCUCGCCCUGCGCACCCAAUGCCUCCGCCAACAUCCCCGUGAUGAUCCUAGUUCGAUCCACCCCCUGCAUCAAUCAGCGAUGCAGAGAUGUGGGUGAACCUAGCACUUUGCCACCUGCAAGACGAUUCGUUUCAAAUGUGAGUUUAGCGAAAAAGCGUUUGUAUUUACCUUCUGAAAUGACUUGUGUGGCUCUCUUUUUGGUGUUUUUGUCUCCCGACUCGCUUCUUCGAGUUCCCCUUUUGCCCAUCCAUGCCACUGAUGCCGUUCUGCCUUCUUUGAUGUGCAUCAACCUCGACACUCCUGGUGUGCAUUUCGUUAUUUUUGACCCCCUUUGA
Molecule: messenger RNA, 696 nt
Organism: Dibothriocephalus latus
Lineage: Eukaryota; Metazoa; Platyhelminthes; Cestoda; Diphyllobothriidea; Diphyllobothriidae
Source: the annotation of a GenBank genome assembly